UGGCGUACUUUUUUGCUUUAUUCACUUUCGCUGGUUUUUCGGUGUUAAACUUCACAUUUUUGUGUGAACUCGCUAUACAAUAAUAUCCUUCAAAAUAGUUUAUUUGAAAGGCGAAUACAUAUGCCGAGUUCAAUGUUAGAAGUAUCGUCGUAUGGGACAUAGUUGAAGGUGUCUUGGUCGGUCGUCAACAAUCACAAUGACACAAUGGGAUUGAACUAUUCACGAUUUCGAAGAAGUUUGUUUUGGCGCUGACCAGUCCUGUGUUUGAUCAUCGUGUCUCUAGGCAUUGUCCGAAGUUGGCUUAGACCUUCUGACGUGUUCUGAGCUGCGCAAUUGAUUUGUUUGGCGCUGAUUCGUCUUCUUCGAAUAGGCCUAAGUAUGGCAUGCCCCCGCUAUGGUCUUCCUCUCUUCUUGGGCUUGGAUUGGUCACGUUGGUGGUGAAUUUGUCGGAACCCUAAAUAAAACUCACUCAUGUCUAAACAGAGCAACAAUGGUGCUGGUGAUAUGAAUGUGAAAUUGGAGGAUUCAGCUUUGAGACUGCACGAAGGCAGAGAAAAGGACUUUGAAUUAUCGGAUAUUGAUAAUAUUGAUAUCAAAACAGAACUAGAUGAAGUUGCCUGCGGUCCAUACGAUUCUUUAUCGCAUCAUCCUUCUGUUGAUGCAGGAAAUCAGUACAGUUCAAACCAAAAAACAGAGCUUUGCUCUGGUGACCAGUGCAGUUCAUUUUUCAAAAUAGACAGUCAGAUCAGAUCAAGUCUUAAAACUGAGUCAUCUCAGCCAACAGAGAGUGACAUUAAGGUGCAUGAGCCAGGAUAUGAUGUUCCUGUCGAUGUAAAUAUCAAAUCUGAACCAACUGAUGACUAUGGACUUGAACCAGGUUGUGCAUCGCUAGGUUUAGGAACUGAGGAAUGGGAGGGAGCUGGAAAUAAGUUAGGACCUGUUCAAGUCAACCUCAUACCAGCACCAGCGGCAUAUAGCGGUAGUCUGCUGAGAAUCGAUGUUGAAGACCCGCUUCAUCCCAUGCAAUUUGGUGGAGUUGUGAAAGAGGAGACAACAGAAGCUGUUCAAGCAGAUGUUGAGGAGAACUUGUACACUUUUGGGGAAGUCGCAGUCUCACAUCAGGAUAUGGAAACAAACCCAGCUGAAGACAAUACUGUUUCUUUAUUUUGGCACGGUGGUCGAAAACAUCACUCAGGGGAGCCUCAUCUGUCAGCAAGAAAAUAUUCAGGAGAAGACGUGUUGAAGAAAAAGUCUUACUCCUGUAACUAUUGUUUUAAACUCUAUCCAAGUAAAUAUCAUCGGACGCGUCACGAACGUGUUCAUACCGGAGAAAAACCUGUCCAACGUCGAACAGUCAUGUGUGAUCAGUGUGUUUCAUCUUCAUAUGGCAGUGAAGUCAAGUCUGAAAUUCACCCAACAGAGAACUCUGCAUGGUUAAUUGGUUAUUCCCUGAAAAAUGCUAACGUACAGGAGUCGAAAACGUGUUGGUAUUGCAGUAAAGUAUUUGUCGACAAAUAUCGUCUGGCUCGGCACGAGCGUAUUCAUACAGGAGAAAAACCAUUCAAAUGUAGCCAGUGUGAGAAAGCUUUUAUCACUCAAGUUAAUCUUUUGCAACAUGAACGUAUUCAUACCGGUGAAAGACCAUUUGCCUGUGACCAGUGUGAUAAAACAUUUACCACUCAAGCUAUUCUCGUACAACACGGACAUGUACAUGCAGUGGAAAGACCGUUUGCCUGCGAUAUCUGUGACAAAACAUUCUCACGCUAUAAAACUCUAGUCGCUCAUCAACAUGUUCAUACAAAAGAAAGACCAUUUGCAUGUGACCAGUGUGAUAAGACAUUCACACGGAUUAGUAAUCUUUAUCGCCACAGGAAUGAUGUCCAUACUGGAGAAAGACCAUUUCCAUGUGAUCGUUGUGAUAAAUCGUUCGUGUGUUUAAACAGUCUUACCCAGCACGUGAAAAUUCAUACAGGAGAGAGACCAUUUGCUUGCGACCAGUGCGAUGGAAAGUUUUCAAGUAAUAGCGUCCUCAACCGCCACAAACAUACUCAUACUGAAGAAAGACCAUUUGCCUGUCGCCAGUGUGAUAAAACUUUUACGCUUAAUAGUCACCUAAAGGAACAUAGGCGUAUUCAUACAGGAGAAAGACCAUAUCGGUGUGAUGGGUGUGAUAAAUCCUUUACACAUAGAAGUGGCCUAAAAUACCAUAAACAGCGUGUUCAUUGCGAGAAAUCACAGUUUCAGAGUGGCAAGAGUAAAACAAUUUAGCUUAUUUACUUAUGUGACCCAUCACAGCUAAGGAGGCACAGUCACACAGAUGGGCCUUAGUGACACAAAGAGAUAAGUUAAGAAAUUGGUGAACUCUUUAUUUCACAAUAGGCAGACAAAAGUGAAACAAACAACCAGUCAAUUUCAAUAACAUUUUUAUGGUAUGUUCUCCUAGCAAGGAUACAUCACAUAUCAUAUAGGUUUUUGACUUGACCUAAUUUUACGACUUUGGUUUGACCUAUAUACUAUACAUGUAGCAUGUUUCUUAACCAGGAUGAAUUUCUAUCCACCAAAUAUCUAUACAGUGAGCAGAAUGGCCCUUGGCCGUUUCAUUGUUUUCACUUUUAAAAACCUAUGCGAUUUGCCGCACUGAAGAUCCCUCCAGAGAUUGUUGGACUGGGUCCAUUAAAUGUGACAAAAAUAUCCAACACCUAUUUACAAAUGAAGUGAGGGGUCAGACUUUUGGUGUAACUCCAUAUAACUGUCUGGUGAUUUCGCUCUGAACUUGUGACACACUGAUCGGUCUGAAAUUAUCAUUACCGUCCAUCCCUCAGUUUGCAGCCAGUGGCCCGAUGGCGGAGAAAUGGCAUUGUCAAAUGUGGUUAAGCCUAUUGCGCAUGGGCAGCACAAUUAACCGAUUAUAAGACCUGUGAUUUCGCACGCUGGGUGUGUUUUCCAUCUCACGAUACAUCAGGCAUGCAUCUGAGAUCAGGCAGAAUUGGGUGUAGGAUAUUCGGAAACCACACACACAUCUCCAGAAUCUGUGGUGUGUUGUACCCCACGCUACGUAAGGAGUAGGUUUCUGGGUAAGACUUGGUCCACGCGAAUAGGCGGUACCUUAAAAAUGAUGAGAAGUUGCCAAUUAACGCCCUGUGAAUUGUCCUUCGACCAGCUAGUGCUAAUUAGUCCAGCUGUCAAGCUCCCGAAAAGGCAAGAAUUGUGCAUUUUAAUGGAGAAAGCAUGAAAUUUGGCAGGGUGACAAAACUUUUACGCUUAAUACGCUUUACGUUUAAUGACCCCUAGGGGUCAUUUAUCGAUUAAGACCCUAAUUUUUUACGCCCCCCUGGCGGUGGCCAUCUUGGAAUCCAAUAUGGCCGCCAUUUUUGGCCCGUUUCUUGCAAUAUCUCAGAAUCUAUUGCACCUACGGGUAUGAUUUUGACGGCUUACCCUAGGUUUUCAGGUAUGACGAAUUCAACGGAACCAAUGAAAAUGCCGUCGAAGCUGGUGCUUUAAUUAACCAAGAUUUGUAAAUAAUUUCGUCUUUACCCCAGCCCACCUAUAGAUUGUACCAGUAUUACUUUAAAGAAUUGCGAAUACAAUAAAAGGAACGUGGGGAUAUGUAAAGGUGAAAGACUGUUGGUGAUCUUUUUGUGUUUGAUCGGCUGGCAUUUGUUCGGCAGGAGAAAUAUGUUAGGUCCAGUUGUCACAACUAUUACGAUUUGAAAGAAGAUGACGAUAGAUUGUAAACAGGCCUUGCAUCUAAUGACAAUGAGAUCAAACUUAAUGGGUCACCAAACAUUUGCCGUUUCACGUCUUAAAGACCCUGAACUAUUUUGCCUAUAGAUCGUAUACUAUAUUUGCAUUAAAUCAUAUGAUAUGUCGUAUGAUAUAUUUGGUGAGCUGUAGAGCUAUAUUCCACUGCCUACGUUUGUAUAUAGUUUAAUAGUAGAUUUGUUAGAAGGGUGGCAAGAACUACUGCUGACUUCAUCACUGUGUUGUCAGUUGCUGUACAUAAUAUUAAAAGAGUAAGCGGAUUAUCCCUUCAAUUUAUUUGUUCUUCUCCUGUUUCAUCAGUAGAAUUUGGUGAUGAAACUAUGACUGUGUUGUGGAAGGUGGUGACUGGGCAGCUGACAGUAUGGAACGCUGUUGAUUAGCCACCUACUCCUUUGAGCGGGCGGUUCUGAGCUGCAUCAGACAAUCUCAACUAUUUCCACUUACGCCAUCUACAACUACAUUUGUAUAGAGGCUGUCGGUCACUUUGACCUUGACUAUGCAUGCUGUAAAUAUCAUGUAGUUUCUU
Molecule: messenger RNA, 4288 nt
Organism: Lineus longissimus
Lineage: Eukaryota; Metazoa; Nemertea; Pilidiophora; Heteronemertea; Lineidae
Product: zinc finger protein 883-like
Exons: 4
Coding region: 472-2268 (598 amino acids)
Biological process (GO): regulation of transcription by RNA polymerase II
Molecular function (GO): RNA polymerase II cis-regulatory region sequence-specific DNA binding; DNA-binding transcription factor activity, RNA polymerase II-specific
Source: RefSeq, a predicted model, not a curated record